GCAUUCCGCCAUUUUGCUUGCAAGUGGACCAGCCAGCUCGCGAUAAAUAGACGACAUGUUUGCUUAGCCGAAGUAGGACAUUCCACGAGGCCUUCACGGACGUCACUGAACAGUGCUGCAUAAAUGAUAAAAAUGGCGGUAUUUCGAGCAUGGUUUGGAAGUGGAUUAGAUCAGGAUUAUGACGACUCCAUCAACGGCUGGACAGUCCUUCUUUUCGCCGUGUGUUCUGUCGGAUCAUUCGCCUUGCGUUACAUCACUACACCCAUCAGUUGUUGGUGCCCAGCUCAAUUCGAAGGCUCUAUGAUCUCGUACACACAGGAAUCAUGUUUUCAGAAGGAUAUGUAUAAUAGCCAACCAGUAUUUGAUAAUUAUGAGGACGAAACAAAACCUCCCUCUGUCCCCUCGUUCCACCUCUGGAUACCCCUGAUACUCUUCCUCCAAACACUCGCUUUCAAAGUACCAAACAUCAUUUGGAACAGCAGCAAGCAUUUGUUAACUGUAAAUAUGGACGAAACUUUUGAGUCUCUGAAAAGUGUACAACUGACCGAUCCGGAGAACCGCCAGGCCAUUUUCAGUGAUGCAGCCCGAGUAUUUGGAAGUCUUCUGAGAAGAAAUCGAUUCGUUCUAGCUCUUUUGUAUCUAUUUGUGAAGAUCCUCUCAUGUGUCAAUCUCUUAGCACAGUUUAUGUUCCUGACGAUAUACUUCAGACAAUACCUGGCAAUCAGGGUAGGGUCCUAUGCUGGUUUGGAUAUGGACUCCAUCAUAAAACCAUUGCUUGUAAAAGAUAUUUAUUGCGAUUUUCAAAUUGUCGGGAUUAGCACCCAUAUAUUUACAGUUCCGUGUACUCUGCCAAUCACCAAAAUCUAUGAGAAGAUGUUCAUAUUCCUAUGGUACUGGGUCUUCCUUCUGGCUGUCAUCACAAUCCUUAAUCUCGUCCUGUGGGCAGGAUUUCUCUUCCUACCGUUCCUAAGAGAUGGCAGGAUAGCUGCCCAUAUCAACGCUGCCAAAGGAUCUCGCCCUGACGAAACUGCUGUAACACGUUUCAUCAGCAGUUUCCUCGGAAUCGAUGGGGUGCUUCUCUUGUCCAUGAUCUCCCGGAAUUCCAGCGAAUUAGUUGCAGCAAAUCUCACCCAACAUUUGUACCAGGUGUUUCAGGAGAAAGAAGAGGAAUUUCAAAUUCAACGAGACCUCUACGGAGAAGAACCUGGGAGUGACGCUAUCGAAACUGGAAAAAAACAGGAACUGUAGUGGCUUUACCAUUGUGUGAUCUACCCUCUGAUGCCAAAAAUCCGGAGAAAACGCCUAUUAUGUGAUAGCAGAACUGAUGUAUCGUGCAUUGAAUUUGUUUACUCGAAAAGGGGUUGUAUUAGUGGAUGAUAUUAUAUCUCAUGGCUAUUAUAUCUCUUCCUGUUAGUUAUAUGUGAUAACAUAGACAUUUUCGUAAUAUCAAUGUCAGUCCUUGUGUAAAAAGAGCAUUUCAGAAUGCCUCAAUGGAACUUUGGAUUAAUUAAAAAUAGGUACAUGGACGACGAUGUCUUUGUUCCACUGACAGAUUACUUCAUUUACUCUUUCAGCACUUAAUUAGUUUUCCAUUGAAGAAUCCUAAGCUAACUACAAUACGAUAAUCCCUUACCUUCAAAUAUGAAUGAUCUCGCAAUCUCUCAGGUGCACUUUGUAAAUUUAUGCAUCAAGUUAUGUUGGUGUCACGAUUAAUCAGUUUAGUUAUCAAAGCACAAACGUGGAACUAUUGGCGGAUCUGAGCUAAUGUAUAUUACAUAUUGAUUACAACUCGCAUGAUGACCGCGUCAUGUUAUAUGCCCGCACAUUCAUAUGUUUAUAACUUUAGAUAUUGAAUUACAAGUUAUAUUUCUGCUCCAUAUCAAUGUUUUGUUUGCAUGGCCUGAAACUCAUAUUAGGGCAAUCGUGUAGCUUGCAAAGUGGAGCCAUUUCGCUUUUAUUAUCUGACAUCUGUUGAUCGGUGCUGGUUUUGCACAGGCCUUUAUGACUUCUUCUAGAAGUGCUUUGACGAUUUAUUGUAUAUCUGUUUUGAUAUACAUGUACGUUGUCGAAGAGGAAAUUGGAGAAUACCAUGAAUAUUCGAACCUCUCCCUUCCAAUUUGUUACUAUUUUUUCUCCUUUAAGUCCAGAAAACCUUUUUUUCAUAUAAAUACAUCAGGAAACUUUUCUCGUCCGUGAAAAGUCAUUUUGUAGUUUGAGCCUGUAACUUCCCCUCCGCUUUCCAUGUACGUUUUUUUUAUAUCAAAUGUUAGUAGUAACUUAUUGAAUAAUAAACACAUUCAUGUAAAUACAAGCCAUGUUGUGACAGUUAUCAGUGGGAAAGGCAGACCUAGUUGGUUCGUGAGUCCUUAAUUAAUAAAGUGGAUGGCGCUGCGUUGUGCACAAGCUGCUUGUGCAGUGUUAGACUUCACAGAACAGACGAGAAAACCUUGAUGCAUCGAAGUUUGUUAGUUUUACGAAAGUCUGUGAUGUUCUAGUUAUUAUACUGCUCUUUGUCAGCAGAAUUUUAUAUUGUUCAUAUCAAAUUUUGUUUCGUCACGAUAUGGCUGAAAUAUUGCCGAUGUGACGUUAAAAUUUAACUCAUUCACCCACUAAUUAUUUAAGUUACAGUGAACUGAGUUUAUUCACAUGUUAGCUUUCAAAGGUUGUGAUGGAUACUUAUAAAAUCCUCAGUUGAGUUUACUCACUAACUACUGUGAGCGAUUUUUGCAUGACUUCUGUGCUUGUAUAAACACAGUAACUGCUAAAAGCGGCGUAAAACCAUGCUCACUCACAGUAACUGUUAAUCCUCUGCAUUGUGCUGGCAAAUUGGGGAUAAACUUAGUUAGAAUCCUUGUUUAUCUGUGACAUCUUCCAACUGGUGACAUUUUAGUAAACUUUAAAAGUGAUGACGAAUUUUAAUAUUCAUAUUAUUAUAGUUUUUCAAAUUGUAAAUAAAACUUUGAUAAAAUUGUGCUACACU
Messenger RNA from Haliotis rufescens (red abalone), 2980 nucleotides. RefSeq names its product innexin unc-9-like. Lineage: Eukaryota; Metazoa; Mollusca; Gastropoda; Lepetellida; Haliotidae. The coding region runs from base 124 to 1248 and encodes 374 amino acids. Gene Ontology annotation, cellular component: gap junction; plasma membrane. Gene Ontology annotation, molecular function: gap junction channel activity. The transcript is spliced from 2 exons. The record is from RefSeq and is a predicted model, not a curated record.